GCACAUUACUGGCCAGAAAAUUUUCUCACUCCCAGAUUCCGAAAAUCCUCUUGAUUUCUCUCUAUCGAUCACCGUCUCGAAUUUUUCUUCUACCUAUUUUUCUCUGUCACUCGCCUCUUUUCCCUCAUGCUAGCUUUGCAAAACAACUUCUCUUUCACCAUUCUAUCAUCCAUUUCGAGCCAUUCUCUCUCUGCCCGUCGUUUUAACAAUGACAAUGCUGCUCCAAGAGUUGCAAGACCUGCACUGAGAUUCCAGGAAAUCCCCAUCGAAUCCCUAGAAUUGCAGGCCAUGAGCGACAAGACCUCUUCAAGCAAAGGAGAGGAUAAAACCACACAGACGGACACUGAACAUGGUGUUCGAAAUGCCAAGGGAGGUGAAGAAGAAUUUAAGGGAAUAUCUGGAAUUCGAGUUCCGAGACGCGGUUACAUCUCCGUUUCCAAAUCUAAACUUCUUGAUGCCGUACUGUCCAUGUUUGAUUCGAAACAAGAUGUAGACGACUUCGUUCGCUUAUCCUCGUGCUUGGACUCAAUUCUUCAUGCUGAGCAUAAAAGUAUUCUAGAAGAAAUGCGAAUUGAUUAUUGCCUUAUCCAUUCUAUUGAAAGCAAUGAGAGUACUUGUGAGAGUUUAGCUAGAUUAGAAGAAGAGUUCGUGGCCAAUGGGGAUUACUCUGAAUCAGCCUAUAACAGCAGAUAUGGGGUUGUACCUGAAAAAUGCAUGCCUUUCAAUUAUGGCUUGGACUUGGGAUCUCUAUUAAGUUCAUCCUUCAAAAACUUAAGAAGAAUUUCCACCGGAGGGUCGAGAGUUCCUCUUGCCGCUCGUUUCCAACGCACUUUCAUGAAACUUCUACAUGAUGGUCAGUUUGAAGAGCUAUCAAAAACAGAUUUGUUGUUGGCAUCUGCAUUGAACACUGAUUAUCUCCUUACGCUGCCAAUAUAUAUUGAUUGGAAGAGAGCAUCUGAAUCCAAUGCAAUAAUAUUCAGGCGGGGAUAUACUACUGAGAAGCAGAAGGGUUUACUGCUUGUUGAAAAACUUGAUUACUUGCAAUCGAAACUUCUGCAAGGGAUAUUCUUCAGUCUAUCUAAACCACUUGGAAAAGUUGGCAUGUGGAUAAAUGAGGCACUGAAGAAUGGUACUCAGGCACAACAAUUUAAAGCUUGGAUUGAGAAACUCAAUCUUUGGAUGAAAGAGUUAUUUUUUUCUCGAUGGUCAUAUUCUUAUGAUGGAAAAAGCAUACCUGAUAACCAACUGGGAGCUGAUCAACCAUCUGAUAAUGACCUUCCUAUUUGGCUUGCAGCACAAAGGGCAGUGCCUCGUUAUGAAGGUCUUUUGUCAUCUAUUGGGCCCCGUGAGAGACUCUUAAGAAAGUUACUUAUGUGGAUUGGAAUGAUUCCUUCUAUUCCAGAAACAUCAAUUGAACUUGAGAUGGAUAGUACAACUUCUGAACCUUAUUUAAGGCCAAUUUUCUUGUCUAGGAUAUCACUUAGUGAUAUAUGGAAACCAGCCACAAGGGAACCUUGCGGAAAUGAUAUUUGGGAAAUGCUGAAAAAUGCUGUAUCUAUUCUUUUCUCACAGUCAGUUCUCCAGGAGCCAGCCUUCCAAGAAUUGAUUUUACUUUAUACUGAGGAUAUGCAUCAACAUGAUAAAGCUGAAGCUUCUUCUUUGCAGCUGAAGAUCUAUGAGAAGAUCCCUAUUCCAGAUCUUCCAGUUAUUUUUCCACACAAGAAGCUGUCUUUCCGUAUCUUAGACUCGGUACGGUUGGAUGUUGCAACUAUACUGGGCCUAUUGGCAUACUUUGUAAAUUACAAAUUUGAGGACAUUCUGUCAUCCCCGUCAGCUUUCUUGCUUGAUGUGAUUGCAAUCAGUACCCUUAUUAUAUACAUAAUUCGUGUAGCACUGGGUUACAAGCAGACUUGGGAUCGAUAUCAAGAUCCGUUGUUACAGCUUCUGGUCAACAAGACACUUAACGAGAAAACCUUAGCAAGUGGCUUUGGCUCAAUUCACUUUCUGUUGGAUGCCUCUGAACAGCAACAAUACAAAGAAGCUAUUUUAGCUUAUGCAGUUCUGCUCCAAGCUAAUGAGGAUGAGGUCCUUUGUCGUAAAAGCAUCGGGAGCUCAUGUGAGAUGUUUUUGUACGAUAAGUUCAAGGAAAAGGUUGAAAUGCCGGUUGACAAAGCUCUCGAUACAUUGCUGAGGUUGGGCCUUGUAGUAGAGGUUCUUUCUAAUGGGAGCCCAAGGCUGCAUGCUCUUUCAUGUUUCGAGGCAUGCAAGGCCCUUAAAAAACGUUGGGACAGCCUACUCAUGUAAAAGAUGUUUGUCUUUAUGUUAAUACAGGUAUAAUUUUUCUGUACAUCCUGUCAUGUUUUCCUGCUUUCAUGCUGGUAUUUAAGGUUGGGAGAAAUCUAGCAUCUAAUGAGGACGAGGGUUGUGUGAGUCGUGGCCCGUGGGGGUUCACAGAUCAGCAAACUGUUUGGCUGAUAGACUUGCUAAACAAGGGGCUAACAGAGAAUAAAUGUACUGGGGAACAACAAAUAAGAACUAUUUGUAAACUUGAAAUGCAUGCAAGGAGGUUAGGUGGUGAAAUACCAACCUAACAAAAGAUACGUAUUGUACUUAAUUAUUUUUUCACAAACUAAUAAAGAUUAUAAUUAUCUAUAAAAAGAUGUUUGAACUGAAGGUUCAUGACUGUUGGAGAAUGUGUUAAUGCGUCAUGG
Molecule: messenger RNA, 2711 nt
Organism: Nelumbo nucifera (sacred lotus)
Lineage: Eukaryota; Viridiplantae; Streptophyta; Magnoliopsida; Proteales; Nelumbonaceae
Product: DUF3754 family protein, putative (DUF3754)
Biological process (GO): DNA integration
Molecular function (GO): nucleic acid binding
Source: RefSeq, a predicted model, not a curated record